Hyla sarda is the source of this 5484-nucleotide messenger RNA. RefSeq names its product phospholipid scramblase 2-like. The record is from RefSeq and is a predicted model, not a curated record. NCBI's taxonomy places the organism in Eukaryota, Metazoa, Chordata, Amphibia, Anura, Hylidae. Bases 16 to 579 code for a protein of 187 amino acids. Gene Ontology annotation, cellular component: plasma membrane. Gene Ontology annotation, biological process: plasma membrane phospholipid scrambling. The transcript is spliced from 4 exons. Gene Ontology annotation, molecular function: phospholipid scramblase activity.
CUCCAUGUUACGUUAAUGGUCUGUACCUUGUGUAUCUUCCCACCAGUCUCGGUGUCUCAGGGCUGGGGUUCCACCUUUGAUGUGUUGAAUCACCUUGGUCAGCGACUACUCCAGGCAGAUCAGAACAUUGUGUGUUGUGGACCUGUCUAUGAUGUCCUGAUUAAAGACAACAGCGGCAAUGAGGUCCUGCAGCUUGUGGAGAACUGUGGCUGCACCUGCACCCGGGAGAUGUCAGUGAACAGUCCUCCAGGGACUCCGGUUGGAUUCGUCAAGCUGCAUUGGAACAGUCUGGUCACCCACUUCUCAGUGAUGAAUUGCUCCAAGGAGGUGGUCCUCCUAAUCCUGGGACCCAGCUUUCAGAACAGUAUUUUUGGCAAUGCCACCUAUGAGGUGAAGUCUCGGGAUGAGCAGCAUGUUGUUGGGAUGAUCAAGCUGGAGACCGACCAUGUUCUGGUUUCCUUCCCAUUGGACAUGGAGGUUACGGUGAAGGCCUUGUUGUUGGGCUCCUCCCUGUAUCUGAGCAAUUUCAUUAAAGAGAAGAGGAGAGCUCUGCAGAGACAGGCGCGGAGCAAAUCCUAAGUGUCACAUGACUAAUACGGCUGCAGCUUAUCUCUCUGUUAUAACAAGUAUACAGCUAUAUGUAUCUGGCAGUGCCUUCUCCGCAGAGCAUCACACCCCAGCGUGCCUAAUUCUCACACUGCAGUAUAUCACACCCAUCAUACCCAGGACAAAUAAUCCUUAUACUAGAUUAUCACACUGCAGAGCAUCACACCUCAACGUGUCUAAUCCUCACACUGCAGUAUAUCACACCCAUCAUACCCAGGACAAAUACUCCUUAUACUAGAUUAUCACACUGCAGAGCAUCACACCUCGGCGUGUCUAAUCCUCACACUGCAGUAUAUCACACCCAUCAUACCCAGGACAAAUACUCCUUAUACUAGAUUAUCACACUGCAGAGCAUCACACCUCGGCGUGUCUAAUCCUCACACUGCAGUAUAUCACACCCAUCAUACCCAGGACAAAUACUCCUUAUACUAGAUUAUCACACUGCAGAGCAUCACACCUCGGCGUGUCUAAUCCUCACACUGCAGUAUAUCACACCCUAGUGUAACUCAUCCUUACACUGCAGAGCAUCACACCUCAGCGUGUCUAAUCCUCACACUGCAGUAUAUCACACCCUAGUGUAACUCAUCCUUACACUGCAGAGCAUCACACCUCAGCGUGUCUAAUUCUCACACUGCAGUAUAUCACACCCAUCAUACCCAGGACAAAUACUCCUUAUACUAGAUUAUCACACUGCAGAGCAUCACACCUCAGCGUGUCUAAUCCUCACACUGCAGUAUAUCACACCCAUCAUACCCAGGACAAAUACUCCUUAUACUAGAUUAUCACACUGCAGAGCAUCACACCUCGGCGUGUCUAAUCCUCACACUGCAGUAUAUCACACCCAUCAUACCCAGGACAAAUACUCCUUAUACUAGAUUAUCACACUGCAGAGCAUCACACCUCAGCGUGUCUAAUCCUCACACUGCAGUAUAUCACACCCAUCAUACCCAGGACAAAUACUCCUUAUACUAGAUUAUCACACUGCAGAGCAUCACACCUCGGCGUGUCUAAUCCUCACACUGCAGUAUAUCACACCCAUCAUACCCAGGACAAAUACUCCUUAUACUAGAUUAUCACACUGCAGAGCAUCACACCUCGGCGUGUCUAAUCCUCACACUGCAGUAUAUUACACCCUAGUGUAACUCAUCCUUAUACUGCAGAGCAUCACACCUCAGCGUGUCUAAUCCUCACACUGCAGUAUAUUACACCAUAGUGUAACUCAUCCUUAUACUGCAGAGCAUCACACCUCAGCGUGUCUAAUCCUCACACUGCAGUAUAUUACACCCUAGUGUAACUCAUCCUUACACUGCAGAGCAUCACACCUCAGCGUGUCUAAUCCUCACACUGCAGUAUAUUACACCCUAGUGUAACUCAUCCUUACACUGCAGAGCAUCACACCUCAGCGUGUCUAAUCCUCACACUGCAGUAUAUUACACCCUAGUGUAACUCAUCCUUACACUGCAGAGCAUCACACCUCAGCGUGUCUAAUCCUCACACUGCAGUAUAUCACACCCUAGUGUAACUCAUCCUUACACUGCAGAGCAUCACACCCCAGCGGGCCCAGAUCAUUCCACUCAUAUUAAAUCCUUCUACUGCAGAUCAUCUCACACAGCCCACUCUGAGAUAAAUCAAUGGUUAACCCAUUCUUAAUACACCUGUUGCAGAUUAUCUCACACAUCCUGGCACUGAGGAGCACCCACAAUACACCUGGGGAAUAGAGCCACAGUCUAUCUGGGCCUGUACCCUGGGUGUUUGUGGGGUCCGUGUGCAGGACCAACAAUCCAAUUAAAGGGAACACGUCAAGGAAUUUAAACUAUUUUCUUGCAGAUUUCACUUUGGUCACUAGACCUUAUAUAUUAAGCGGAGACUGUUGUACAAUAGAUGAUGUUCACCAAUCAGCCUCCCCCUCCCUGUGGAAUGACCCUGUGAGCAUGGCCAAUAGUGUCCAUGAGGCUUGCUGUAAAGCAGGUCUCUAAAUGCUGUUAAAAACAGCUCAGGCAAGAUGGCCGCCCCCAUAAUAAUGAGCCAAAAAUGUAAUUAAGAAAAUUAAAACCGGAACAUGAGAAACAGAUGAAGAAAAAGGAACAUUUCAGUAUCUGACUCUAAUGUCAUGUGUUGUGCCUGACGCCCUGGACUGUGUAUGGACAGGAUGUUAUAUAUAUGUGGUGGCCCAGUGCAGCAUUGCCAGCUGCUACCCAUUGAAGUGGUGGGGUGGCUGAGAUAUAAAGCUGUGCUGGACACAUAUUGUGUGUUUUAUGUAGGUUUCCUGCAUUUCCAGUCUAUUUUUUGUAUUUUACAGUUUUUUACGCAUCAGGUUCACAAAGUGCAGAGCGUCCAUGUUUUUACGUGCCUUGCAUUUCAUUGUACAGCUGAAUAGGUAUUUAGUCACAUGUGGACUCCUAGCCAAUAGAUGCAGGAGCCAGUCACAAGUCUGACUCUCCUCUCCUGGGGAUAGAGCUGGAACGGAACAAGUUCUAGUCAGUUUAGAGCCACACAUGCUUCCGCCAGCUCCAGUCAAUGCCAUGUGUACUCCAAAGUCCUUAACCCCUUAACGACAAAGGACGUAAAUGUACGUCCUGGUGAUGCGGUACUUAACGCACUAGGACGUACAUUUACGUUCUAAGCAUAACCGGAGAAUCGGAGCGAUGCCCGGCAGGUCCCGGCUGUUGAUCACAGCCAGGGACCCACCGGUAAUGGCAGACAUCCGCGAUCCCGCGAAUGUCCGCCAUUAACCCCUCAGAUGCCGUGAUCAAUACCGAUCACAGCAUCUGCAGCAUCGCGGUCACUUAACAGGAUGAUCGGAUCGCCCGCAGCGCUGCCGCGGUGAUCCGAUCAUCCAGCAUGGCAGACGGAGGUCCCCUCACCGGACUCCGCUGCCUUCCCAGAAGAUGACCGAUAAUACUGAUCAGUGCUAAGUCCUAUACAUAGCACUGAACAGGAUUAGCAAUUGAGUGAUUGCUUUAAAUAGUCCACUAUGGGGACUAUUAAAGUGUAAAAAUAAAAGUAAAAAAAAAUAAAGUAAAAAAAUGUAGUAAAAAAAUGUGAAAAACCCCCUCCCCCAAUAAAAACGUAAAUUGCCCCAUUUUCCCUAUUUCACCCCCAAAAAGUGUUAACAUUUUUUGUAUAUACAUAUUUGGAAUUGCCGCAUGCGUAAAUAUCCGAACUAUUAAAAUAAAAUGUUAAUGAUACCGUACGGUGAACGGCGUGAAUUUAAAAAAAAAAAAAAAAAGUCCAAAAUAGCUGCUUUUUUAUAACAUUUUAUUCAAAAAAAAAAAUUCAAAAAAAAUGUAUUCAAAGUUUUAUAUAAGCAAAUUAUAUCAAUAAAAAGUACAGAUCACGGCACAAAAAAUGAGCCCUCAUACCGCCGCUUAUACGGAAAAAUGAAAAAGUUAUAGGUCUUCAAAAUAGGGGGAUUUGAAACGUACUAAUUUGGUUAAAAAGUUUGUGAUUUUUUUUUAAGCGCAACAGUAAUAGAAAAGUGUGUUAUCACGGGUAUCAUUUUAAUCGUAUUGACCCAAAGAAUAAAGAACACACGUCAUUAUUACCGUAAAUUGUACGGCGUGAAAACGAAACCUUCCAAAAUUUGCAAAAUUGCGUUUUUCUUUUUAAUUUCCCCACACAAAUAGUAUUUUUUUGGUUGCGCCAUACAUUUUAUGGUAAAGCGAGUGAUGGCAUUGCAACGGACAACUGGUCGCGCAAAAAACAAGCCCUCAUACUAGUCUGUGGAUGAAAAUAUAAAAGAGUUAGGAUUUUUUGAAGGUGAGGAGGAAAAAAUGAAAACGUAAAAAUAAAAUUUUCUGCGUCCUUAAGGCCCAAAUGGGCUGAGUCCUUAAAGGGUUAAAGAUGUAAUACGCCGCUCAGCAUUCGGAAUAAACUGUUUCGAACGCUGGAGCCGGCGCCGGGAGCUUGAGACGUCAUAGCCUCGCCCCCUCAUGACAUCCCGCCCCACCCUCUCAAUGCAAGUCUAUGGGAGGGGGCAUACGCCCCCUCCCAUAGACUUGCAUUGAGGGGGCGGGAAGUCACACCAUGAGGGGGCAGGGCUAUGAUGUCACAAGUUCCCGGCAUCGGCUCCAGUGUUUGGAACAACCUGUUUCCCGAAUGUUGGAGCCGGCGCCGGGAGUUUAUGAUGUCAUAGCCCGGCCCCUUCUUGACAUCACGCCCAACCCCCUCAAUGCAAGUCUAUGGGAGGAGUCAUACACCCCCUCCCACAGACUUGCAUUGAGUUGUCGGGGCGGCGAGUGACAUCAUGAGGGGCAGGGCUAUGACGUCACGAGCUCCCAGCGGAGUACCCCUUUAAGCCUAAUCCCUGUCCACGCUGCAAGAACUCAUUUCUGCCUUACUAAAGCCUCUUAGAGGACGGUAUUUUUCAGAAAAGAUAGAGCUGGGCAAGGGCCUUUCUGUUUUCACUCUUCUAUUUCGGGCCUAAGAUGGGGUCAGUGCCAGCCUAUCUGCCAAGUCAGGGAGCACUUACCUGGAUUAGCCUUUCUGAGUGCCAUGUCACAGAUUACCGCCAACAUAUCAGGAAAGCGAUGUCUAUAACGGCGCCUUCCACCGCGGUUAUCAGUCCUUGAGAUCCUUUAUCAGUAGUUUCAGUCAUUAGGACUGUGAGCUUAUAUAUCGGAGAAGCUGAAAAUCUUCACCCAACUGCUCGAGGCGCCUCCACAAGUCUCGUUCAGGAUUUCUACUAUUCAGCUAAGCAGCUAUUAAGGCCUUAUUUCAAGGGACAGUGACUAAAUUACUAUUCUCCUGCAUUUCAAGUUGUCUACAAAGCUGUACUCGCUCAAUCUCCAAUUAAAUAUAUGUAUUGUACUGGAUUGUAUUAGUGACGUUCUCAUUUCUGGACUCUGUAUGCGAGAAAAGUUUCAUUUAGAAAAACAA